This is a messenger RNA of Racocetra persica, 1175 nucleotides long. The record is from the annotation of a GenBank genome assembly. NCBI's taxonomy places the organism in Eukaryota, Fungi, Glomeromycota, Glomeromycetes, Diversisporales, Gigasporaceae.
AAAAAGAGAAAGAACAUGUGGCUGGGUUUAGUCCCGAAUGCUUUUAUGUAGAAAGAAUUGGAGCAAAAAAAAUGGAAACCCCACUAGUUUUACGACCCACCAGUGAAGUAAUGUUUUACGAUUGGUAUCGGCAGAUUCCCCAUAGUUAUCGGCAAUUGCCUCUCUUGUAUAAUCAAUGGUGGCAUACGCUCCACUCUAAUGCCCAAGAGGCCCGUCAAUUUACCUUAAAUAUUUUGUCCGAUUAUCAAGAUUACGCCGAAAAUAUACUUUGUUUGGGAGUAAUAGUCGGACAAAAAACGACCGGGGAAAAAUUUGCCGGAGCCCUUGAAACCUACACAGUGGAAUGCUUAUUGCCGGACGGCCAGUGCUUACAAUUAGCCACCAGUCACUAUUUCGGAGAUAAUUUUUGCACUUCUACCCGAGCCAUUGGUGCUCUGGUUAAAGCCCAUGCCGACCAGUGGGGUCUAAUUUUGCCUUUUGAAAUUGCUCCCGUUCAAAUUGCGUUUAUUCUUAUCGGGGAAAGCCCAGAAUUAAUUAAUUACUAUCAAGAGAUUUAUGGUUUAUUAAGUCGUCAUUAUCGUUGUCAGUUGUAUAAUAAAAAUAAACAAGUUAAUACCAACGUGCUCCAAGCCUACCAAGAGGGUUGUCCGUUCAAAAUGAUUAUCGGCAAACAGGAAUUAGAACAUCAAGAAAUUACUUUGGUAAGGAGAGAUAAUGUGGAAAGGAAAAUUACUAUUAAUUUAGAAAGUAACGAAGCCGAGAAAUAUGUUUCCGCUUUUGAAAAAUACGUGGAGGAAUUAGGCGAAAUUAACCAAGAAGUUAAAAAAGAGUCAACCAAAAAAAAAAUGGUUGAUUCAAUUAGAAACGGUGAAAGAGCAGGAAGAAUUUUUUCGGUUAUCAGCCAAGAAAUUCAAGAAUUACAAAAAAAUCUCUAUCAAAAAAGUGUGGAGUUUCGCAACAAACACAUUUUUUCAGUCGCUAAUUUGGCCGAAUUAGAGAAAAAAAUAAAAGAUGGAAGUAAGGGUUUAUUUUUGGUCCCUUUUUGUAAUAAUUUAGAUUGUGAAUUGAAAAUUAAGGAAAAGGUACCCUCUUAUAGUAUUCGUUGUAUUGCGGGAGAGGAGAGAAUAAUUGCACCGCAAAAAUGUCUUUUUUGCCAGUCGGCAGCCCAAAAUAGA